Molecule: messenger RNA, 1512 nt
Organism: Danaus chrysippus (African queen)
Lineage: Eukaryota; Metazoa; Arthropoda; Insecta; Lepidoptera; Nymphalidae
Source: the annotation of a GenBank genome assembly
AUGGCGGAGGCGGCGCCCGGGAACAUCGUGAAGGAGGGCUGGUUGCUGAAGCGCGGCGAGCACAUCCGCAACUGGCGCGACCGCUACUUCAUCCUGUUCGACAAUGGCGACCUACUGGGCUUCAAGGCGCAGCCCGAGCGCAACAACUACCGUGACACCCUCAACAAGUUUACAGUGCGUGAUUGUCAGAUCAUGGCUGUGGACAAACCCCGGCCCUACGUGUUCACGAUCCGCGGCCUACAGUGGACUACCGUCAUAGAAAGAAACUUCGCCGUCGACAACGAGAAAGAUCGCGAGGAGUGGGUGGCGGCCAUCCGCUACGUAUCGUCGACCCUGGCGGCGGGCUCGGCGGCCGGGGAGGGGGCGUCCGGGGCUCUCGGCGGAGUGCUCCCUCCACACGACACUGACGACGAUGACAUCGCCAAGCUCGGCACCAGCUUCAGGGAUCCGAGACGCAUCACGUUGGAGAAGUUCGAGUUCGUGAAGGUCCUGGGGAAAGGGACCUUCGGGAAGGUGGUCCUCAGCAGAGAAAAGGGAACCGGCAAGCUGUACGCCAUGAAGAUACUCAAGAAACACAUCAUCAUACAGAAGGACGAGGUCGCGCACACCAUCACCGAGAACCACGUGCUCAAGAAGACCAAACAUCCCUUCCUUACGGCGCUGCGCUACUCGUUCCAGACGGCAGACCGCGUGUGUUUCGUGAUGGAGUACGCCAACGGCGGGGAGCUGUUCUUCCACCUGUCGCGAGUGAGGUCCUUCAGCGAGGAACGCACGCGCUUCUACGGCGCAGAGAUCGUGGCGGCGCUGGGCUACCUGCACGCCGAGGGCAUCAUCUACAGGGACCUCAAGCUGGAGAACCUGCUGCUCGACAAGGACGGGCACAUCAAGAUCGCUGACUUCGGGCUGUGCAAGGUGGACAUCACGUACGGGCGCACCACCAAGACGUUCUGCGGCACGCCCGAGUACCUGGCGCCCGAGGUGCUGGAGGACACGGACUACGGGCCGGCCGUAGACUGGUGGGGCACGGGCGUGGUGCUGUACGAGAUGGUGUGCGGCCGCCUGCCCUUCUACAACCGGGACCACGAGGUGCUGUUCGAGCUCAUCCUGCAGGAGGAGGUGCGCUUCCCGCGCGCGCUGUCCGCCGCCUGCCGCUCGCUGCUGGCCGGCCUGCUGUGCAAGGAGCCCGCCGGCCGCCUGGGCGCCGGGCCCGACGACGCCAAGGAGAUCAUGCAGCACCCCUUCUUCACGUCCGUCAACUGGAGCGACCUCGUGGCCAAGAAGAUCCCGCCGCCCUUCAAGCCGCAGGUGGACUCGGACACCGACACGCGCUACUUCGACUCGGAGUUCACGGGCGAGUCCGUGGAGCUCACGCCGCCUGACAAUGACUCGGGCCUCGCGCGCAUCCAGGAGGAGCACUUCCCGCAGUUCUCCUACCAGGACAUCUGCUCGUCGGCGCACUCGGCCCUCUCUCACCUGUCGCACCACUCCGCCGCGCCCGACCGCCGCCACUAG